AUGGACAGACAAAACGUCAGCCAUUCCCGCCGUGCUGUCGGCUCCCGUGUCAGCAGCAUCCCGAACCGGCCGCAGUUUUAUGUCCAUCUCGACUUCGGCCUGUCGCUGUCACCAGGACACAUUCCCAACAGCCAUACGGUCAGCUACCAGUCGCAGAGCCUUCGAGAGCGACUUGCCCACUUGCCGCACAAACCACCGCCAACCAUGUCAGCCAUGCCUACCAUGCCAACCAUGCCAGCGACAGCUGCGAGAGCCGUAGUGCCCGAGACACAAGCUCGACGGCCGGCAGCAACAGCCAUACACGACGUCCCUCGGCCGUCGUUCAGCGACCACUACUACUACCAGUACCAACACAACCGCGGCCAGACCAGAAGGGAUGCACGUUACGACCCUCCACAGCAGCCACAGCAGCCACAGGCCGUCUGGAAGCCGCUGCCUGAGGUGCCUGGUCGCUUUCGCCUGGGCGAGACGGAGCUGCCGUGGUCCACUGGGCCGGAUGCCGAUCCGGACGACGAGAGGCUACGGCCGUCUUCACGUGCCGAAUCCGACGACGGCCACUCGAUCCUGCAUCCGUUCCGCAGCCGUUCACAGGAGCCCCCACCCGUCUCGGCCUCCUUUUCCAACAUCCCGACAGUCCUGCCGCUCCAGUCGCACGUGGCCCUCGAGCUUGAUCCCCGUCGGCGACAGGAACUUGAGUCGCUGUCGGCUGCCAUGGUCACUGUCGACAACGGCUUCGAGAGCCAGUGGUGGAAUCAGGGCGGCCGUGACAGGCUGCCCGUGGCCGAUGUCGACGGCGUGCCCGAGCAGAUGUCAUCGGCGCCACGCGAGCGUACCGUCUCGCUCGGCUGGGCCGUGGCCUCAUCGUCUGCUUCGGCUUCGGCCUCGGCAGCAGCGCCGACUCUGGGAAUCACCCGCUCGGUCAGCGACAACGUCGUCUCGCCCUGGUCUGCCUCCGCGACCCUAGAAAUCGGCCAGCCGAGCCGCCAGAUGACCGUCUCGCCCAUGACUGUGGCCAACGAGGACUUCCUUUUUGCCAACCCAUCGCCGGAGCCGAGGAGUCGGUUGAGCCGCACCUUGUCGACGCGGUCAGAAGAGCUGUUCCCGACGAGAUCGCGCUAUGCAUAG
Molecule: messenger RNA, 1125 nt
Organism: Grosmannia clavigera kw1407
Lineage: Eukaryota; Fungi; Ascomycota; Sordariomycetes; Ophiostomatales; Ophiostomataceae
Exons: 1
Coding region: 1-1125 (374 amino acids)
Source: RefSeq, a predicted model, not a curated record